This is a messenger RNA of Odontomachus brunneus, 3256 nucleotides long. RefSeq names its product basic-leucine zipper transcription factor A-like (gene tara). The record is from RefSeq and is a predicted model, not a curated record. The transcript has 3 exons. Gene Ontology annotation, molecular function: transcription regulator activity. Gene Ontology annotation, cellular component: nucleus. NCBI's taxonomy places the organism in Eukaryota, Metazoa, Arthropoda, Insecta, Hymenoptera, Formicidae. The coding region runs from base 1303 to 2721 and encodes 472 amino acids.
GAUUUUUCUCGAUCGAGAGGCGCGAACGUUCCUGUGAGAGAGGAGGAGGAGGAGGAUAUAGUCACUUGACGUGAGUUUUCGCGAGGGAAUCCGUUUCUUUUCUCGCGCCGAUCCGACGUUCCCCUCCCUCCCCUUUUUUUGCCCUCCCCUCUCUCGCGCGUUAAUAAACACCACUAAUCAUUUGACAUAAAGGCAUUGUUUAUAUCUGAAAAGCCGCACACUUCGACAAUGGAUUUCCUUUCGUGAACGGUCAGAAUAGUGACGCACACAGUUCUACAGUAUUAAAUCCGAUAUUAAUUAUGUAAUUAAUUUACGCGCCGUGAAUGAAACGUACUCUUCCGUUUACACGAGAUCCAUCGACGCAUUCGGACGUUAACAAUACGGUAUUAUGCGCUCGAUGAAUGAUCAAUGAUUUUUUUUUGUUCUCAAAAUGUCAGGUCGAGAGUAAAAGCACAAACAUAUGCUGUCGUCAAUUGUAACGAUCGUCAAUCUCGUAUUCUCUUUCGAUGAAUGAGCGGUCGCACAAGUUUUGCAAAUAACGCAAGAUCUAAUCGUAUCUCCGGGUGAACAUUUUUUCAAAUAAAUCGCGCAUCGAGCUUGGAUUGUGCCAACGAAAUCCAACGAGUGAGCCGUAUAAGACGUACAGGGCGCACCGACGCGUCGCUACGGCACUGGCGAUCGUGUCGGAGUGCAGGUGGGCCGAGCGCGUACGAAAACAGCCGAGCGCACGUUCGGGGGAAAACGGAGCGGCGGUACUCGGCGAGGACUGUUGUCAGAGUAUUCAGUAAUGCUUUGCAUGGCCAGCUAGCUACUAGCGUGUGCGUCGAUGACAAUCACGUCAUCCGCUCGGAGUGCUCGUGCGAUGUUACUCGGGGAGCUAACCGGGCUACAUACCGGCGGCCGAUACUUACGUGGCGCAGUGCAUUUUUCGUGAGACUGUGAGGAGAAAAAGAACGAGAAAACAGCGCUAAAGGACACGUUUCGGGGAGGACGGACAGUGAGUGAGAAAGACUGUGAGAGAGCGCGCGGAAGGCAGGAAAGACGAAAGGCACAUUCGGCGAACAGAACUUACUGAUUGUGCCGUCGCCGAAGUAACGUGGUGCUCCGGUUUCACGUAUCCGCGCAGUUGGUUUCUUUUAAUUUUUCUUUCUUUUAAUUUUUCGACCCCGUCGCUUCGCUCUCACGUACCGCGACAGUCACGCGGAGGGCGAACAGAGAAACGGACCGUCGCGCGGCAGCACCGUGUGCGGCAGUGCAGCAGCAGCGUACCAAGAUGCUGUCAUCAGUGUCAGCGAAAUAAUAAUGUGGUGCGACGUCAGUCAGCAUAAAACUCAUGAAAGGGAAGAUGUUUUGGGCCUAAAGAGUUGUGCAAUGAUGGGUCUGCAGGCGACGGCAGGAAAACGCAAAUUGGAGGGAGGUGUUGGCUGCAUGGAAUUCCACAUGGACAUAGGCGAGAGUCCGUCGAAGCUCGGACGCGUAGAGGGUAGCUGGUGGGCGAUGGACGAUAGUUACGGACCGCCCCUGAACCAGACGUCGACGUCGUAUUACGAGAUGGAGAUAAACUCUCCGUGUCUACCGGCGAACCCGUGCCAGCCCACGUCGACGAGCUCCUCUCAGCAACAGCAGCAGCAACAGCAGCAGCAACAGUCGCAACAACACCAACCACAUCAUCCAUCUUCCCAGGCGCCGCAACAGGCGCAACAACAGCAGCAGCAGCAGCAGCAAUCGCAACAGCAGCAGCAACAAUCGCCAGCAGCGUCAUCGUCAACGUCGGCUUCGUCCACGGUGACGCAGUUGCAUCACCACACGCAACAUUACUAUCACCACCAACGUGGCACCGUUAGUCCCAUCGGUAGCAACGGCUACAGCCAGCUGUCGAGAUCUCAGCCCCCUCAGUGGGGCGCUCUUCAUCACUACGAGCCACCGACGAUACGUCGUGAGGAAAACGGCAAGAGCUAUCUGGAACUUGGUUCGAGUUAUCGCGCAAACGAACGAUGUUGCGAAGGUUCCAAGUCUAGUUGGUGCCGGCGUGGGCGAGCCUGUUAUCGACAACGACGGCUCGCUGUGCUCAACAUCUCGAUGUGCAAACUCGCCAGGUACCGACAGUUCCCGGAUCCGAGUCUUCACCGGUCGGUACUGAUCUGCAACACCCUGAGACACCUCGAACGCGAGAUGGAAAGGGAUCGUAGUCCGCCGCCCAUGGAGCCGGUCGUUCCGGUGCCCAUUGCGCAAUUACAACCACCCGAGCAGGGCAGGCUAACGCCUUUCCCAGUACCGCCGACGUCGUCCGGGGAAACCGAUGUCGACUCCGGUAUUGGCGACAGCGACGACAGCCGAUCGAUCAACUGGGGUAGCGUGCUCUCUCUGUCCAGCCAGUCGCCGCUGGAUCCGCUUAACAACAACGAAUUACUGGAUGUGGACAUAGGUCCCGAUCUCGACUUGGACUUCAUGCCUGGCUGGAAGCUGACUCCCCUUCAGGCGGACGACAUCCUGAGGACAACGACGACAUCUCAGGAGCAGCAUCACCACCACCACCAUCAUCACCACCAUCACCACCAUCAUCAGCAUCACCACCACCAGCAGCAGCAGCAGCAGCAACAUCUAAUGUCGUCGAGCAACAGCUGCGGCAGCAGUUGCGGCAACAGCAACGUCGGUAGCGCCGGCGUCAGUAGCGGUAGCAGCAGUAGUACGCACGAGUCGUUGAUGUGCGUGGGAUCAUAGCCCUCGACCUUGACGUCGUUGAGUCACUUAAUCGAUUUCUAUCCGCUGACGCCGCAGGGCAAGUAGACAUCCGCGCUUACACGCCCGCGGGUCCACGAAGACGCGGGUGAAAGACGAUGGUGCUGACGGCUCGCCCUCCCUCCGGUGCGCUCGACGUACUGCCGGCGACUCUCGAGGAGCCACGUUCUACUCUCUGUUUUGCGUUAAUUUAUUGUCGCGUCAAUUACGUACAUCCGCGUAGGACACACGUACACCACAUACACAUAUGAACACAUACCAACACACACACACACACACACACACACACACACACACACACACACACACACACACACACACACACACACACAACCACACACACACACAACACACAAAUACACGCCGACCGAUCUUCUGUGACACUUGCGUUCUUCCUUCGUUCCUCUUACCACCGCUAUUACUAUUACUACUACUGCUACCACCGCUAGUACUCUAAAUCCUAUUACUCCUAUCGUUACCACUAUUUCUACUACUACUAUCGCCCGCGACUACUUAU